Messenger RNA from Paramuricea clavata, 1603 nucleotides. The record is from the annotation of a GenBank genome assembly. NCBI's taxonomy places the organism in Eukaryota, Metazoa, Cnidaria, Anthozoa, Malacalcyonacea, Plexauridae.
AGGUUUGAGACGCAUGACGGAACUUCACGAAGCUGCAGCGAAUAAUGACGUGAAGACACUCCAGUGUGUUCUUGUUGGAUCAGAUAUUGACAUCGACGCGGAGGACUGGGACUGGGGAAAGCGUACAGCUCUGCACAUUGCCGCGUCUAACGGUUAUUUAUUUAUUUAUUUAUUUACAAUUAUUUUAAAACAAGUGUCAUGAAAUGACUUAUAUUGUCUUCAAGAUCUUGUCAAUCCCAAUCUUCCAAAUUCUUGAAAUAGUGAUUUCGUUUGGAAGCGUGUAUUAAUUACGUUUUUAUUUUCCUCGAAGGUUGUGCAACAAGCACGAAGCUGUUACUUGACUACGGCGCAGAUGCUCAGAUGCGCAUGACCGGCGGUUGGACGCCGGCACAUUGCGCUGCCGAGGGUGGUCAUAUUGAAGUGUUGAAAAUAUUAAUCGAGCACAGGUGCCCUAUGUAUGUAACUGAUGAUUCAGGUGACACUCCGGCUGAUAUUGCUGCUGUCUACGGUCAUAACACUGCCAAGAAAUUACUGGAGGAAGCAGUUAAAGAUUGAACUUGAUCUUCUAUCAAUUUGGCAAUUCGCAAUAUAGGACCAAUAGCCUGUUAGGAAAUCCAACACUUGGUCACUAGUCACGUGGUGAUACUGAUCUCUCGAAGUCCGCGUUGUCUCGUAGAAUUGGAAUUUUUGACUAAGCUAUUAAUUCUUUGUUUGCAAUCACGUGACUUUUCAUCCAAAUCACGGGCAAUCAAACAACUUGUGGACGAUUUUUCUCCUAUCAGAAUGGUUAUAGCAAGAAAAACUGAGCGGUAAUUCAUCUUUUGAGUCUUAAACAGUCUCUAAACUCGAUCAAUACAUUAAAAUAGCUGGUUUUUGUUAUACCUGCCCGUCAAAUGAAAUCGUCACUGCAAACGUCACUGCAAACAAAGCCUAUAUCGACACACCCAAGACAAUGGUGAGCGGAUUUCCGAACAAGCUAUUGCCAAAUUGAUAGGGGAUCCAAUAUACCUACGAUUUUAACGUCCUUAUUUGAAAAGACUCGAAAGUCUAACCAUUUACUGAUGUCAAUAUAAAGGUAGCUCUUUCUCCUCAGGCCCGUUUCAUACGCCGUACUUCACAUGUGCCGAAUACAUUAAAGACAAUAGAUAAUGAGCUGAAAUGCCUCAUUAUACUUAUUGUUUUUAAUGCCAUUCGUCACAUGUGAAGUACGCCGUAUGAAACGGGUCUCAGUUACUUUUCAAAGUCUUAAAAGACUUUGAGUAGAGGUCCGACCAAAGAUUGAACCCAGCUUGAAAAGCAAACGUGAUGACGACGACACAACAAGUGCUGUGUUUAUUUAAGUUGUCGAGUUAAUAUAACUGAGUUUCUUUAAGUACAUCACGCAAAUAUCACGUAGCAGAUGGUGGUCAACAGUUAACUAAAAAAAUCAAGUUUAGUGUACUUGCUCGCUCCUCGAUACAUACUUCUGAAUUUGAUAACCUGCAGCUGCCUCACUGCUGUCUCCAAAUGCUUACUUCAAGGCAACAAGACAUUAUCAUCAGGCUUUUGUAAUAAAGUAGAGUAAUUUUAUGAUUUGUAUAUCUGUAAACGAAAUGAGUCGCUU